Belonocnema kinseyi is the source of this 730-nucleotide messenger RNA. RefSeq names its product N-alpha-acetyltransferase 20 (gene Naa20A). The transcript is spliced from 6 exons. Gene Ontology annotation, cellular component: NatB complex. NCBI's taxonomy places the organism in Eukaryota, Metazoa, Arthropoda, Insecta, Hymenoptera, Cynipidae. The record is from RefSeq and is a predicted model, not a curated record. Gene Ontology annotation, biological process: N-terminal peptidyl-methionine acetylation. Gene Ontology annotation, molecular function: protein-N-terminal amino-acid acetyltransferase activity. The annotation marks the transcript as partial.
AAUGAAAAGCUCUAUAAAGCUGGAAUAGUCAUACGCGGAUUCAAAGACCUGAAUAAAUAUAACCUAAAAGAAACAUUUGCUCCUGUGUCCAGGAAUCUGGACCCACUUACGGAAACUUAUGGAUUAUCGUUUUAUAUGCAGUAUCUAGCCCAUUGGCCUGAAUAUUUCCAAGUUGCAGAAUCGCCAAGCGGUGAUAUUAUGGGAUAUAUAAUGGGAAAGGCAGAAGGACACGGAGAAAAUUGGCAUGGACAUGUAACAGCUCUCACAGUUUCACCUGAUCACAGAAGAUUAGGCCUUGCAGCUACGUUGAUGAAAUUUUUGGAGGAAAUAUCUGAAAAGAAACAAGCAUACUUUGUGGACCUUUUUGUAAGAGUCAGCAACAUAGUUGCAAUAAAAAUGUAUCAACAACUGGGCUACAUCGUCUACAGAACUGUUUUAGAAUAUUACAGUGGAGAUCCGGACGAAGAUGCUUACGAUAUGAGGAAGGCACUGUCUAGAGAUACGAAGAAAAAGUCAGUAAUACCUUUAACUCAUCCUGUGCGGCCCGAAGAAGUGGAUUGAGCUUCGCAAUAAAAGAAAACAAUGUUUCAUCAAUAUUAUCUUAAUUUUAAUAUUUCCCAAAUUUUUGUAAACACUGAACAUGAUUUAUACAUAAAUUUACAAAAAAAAAUACUUCUAAGUUACACUCUGGCUUGAGUUAAUAAAGUUACCAAUAAAAUAGUCAAAAAAU